Molecule: messenger RNA, 710 nt
Organism: Limulus polyphemus (Atlantic horseshoe crab)
Lineage: Eukaryota; Metazoa; Arthropoda; Merostomata; Xiphosura; Limulidae
Product: ankyrin repeat and SOCS box protein 13-like
Exons: 4
Coding region: 138-695 (185 amino acids)
Biological process (GO): regulation of synapse organization
Cellular component (GO): glutamatergic synapse
Molecular function (GO): protein binding
Source: RefSeq, a predicted model, not a curated record
GACGCUAGUAAAAAUAGUGUUUACAUAUACAGGAAAAUAAGUUACUAAUGCAAACAAUGUAAAAUAAAAUCAGUUUCGCCUCGAAGGAUCAGAAACGUCCUAUCGAAAAUUAACUUAGUAAGUCUUUCUCUCAUAAAAUGUCUACAAGGAUAACGACCGAGUUCCUAACAGUUGACGAAUGGACUGAACGUUUCAGUAAGUAUCCUUUACACAGAGCAGCAGAAUUUGGUAAUCUUAAAGCUGUAAGAUCACUUCUACAGGCUGGACAUUCCCCAAAUGAGUCAAAUUAUGACUGUCUGACACCCCUUCAUGAAGCUUGUGUCAGAGGACAUGUGGAGUGUGCAAGUCUUUUAAUUGAAUAUGGAGCAAAGGUAAAUGCACCUUGUAUAGAGGGCAGCACUCCUCUCUGUGAUGCAUGUGCUGCUGGAAGUGCUGAAUCUGUACGUCUCUUGAUGAAGCAUGGAGCAGCUGUCAAUCCACCGUUGGUUUUAACAACUCCUCUCCAUGAAGCAGCACUUCGGGGUGACUUGGAAUGUGUCCAACUUCUUAUAAAAGCUGGAGCUCGUUUAGAUGCUAUGGAUUGUCACUUCGGGACUCCUCUCCAUGCUGCUACAUUCAUGCAGAACACUCUCUGCGUAAAGGCACUACUUCUUGCUGGUAAUUUUAGUUUACAACAUGGCAGUUCAUCCUCGUAGCAUCAAUAUAGAGUU